CGUUCGACCGUCACCGUCGACCGUCUCGACGAGUCUUUACCUCAUCACUACCAUUGACAGUCCCGGCUUCCCACACACGAUGAGCUUGAGUAGCUGGCUAUGGGGCUCCUCGCAGCUCGACGACGCCAUUGAGAAGGCGACGUCCGAGCUGUUACCCGCUGGCUCAGAAGAUAUCGCGCUCAACCUCGAGAUUUGCGACCAGAUAAGGUCGAAGGCUGUUCCUGCGAAGGAUGCUAUGAAGUCCUUGAAAGCAAGGCUUAAUCACAAGAAUCCGAAUGUGCAGUUGCUGGCGCUUGGGCUCACGGACGUCUGCGUGAAGAAUGGCGGCGACCACUUCCUCGCCGAAGUCGCCUCCCGCGAGUUCAUGGAUAACCUAGUUUCCAUCCUCAAGAUGCCCACCCUCAACAACGACGUCAAGACCGCCAUCCUGCGCUAUGUCCAGAACUGGGCCAUUGCCUUCGAGGGCAAGGCCGCAUUGAGCUACGUCGGUACGAUAUAUAAGCAACUGCAGAACGAAGGCUUCGCCUUCCCUCCGAAGGAUCCAGCAUUAGCGACCACGGCGAUGGUCGAUACCCAGACAGCGCCCGAGUGGAUCGACUCCGACGUUUGCUUGCGGUGUCGCACGCCAUUCACCUUCACCAACCGCAAACAUCACUGUAGGAAUUGCGGGCAGGUGUUCGAUCAGCAAUGCUCCUCGAAGACGAUGGCGCUGCCGCACUUUGGUAUCGCGCAGGAAGUCAGGGUGUGCGAUGGGUGCUACAAUAAGCUGCGGAAGCGCGGCGACAAAACUCAUCGACACUCCCAAAGCCUGCACGCCCACCGCUCGCGCGCUGCGCAAGACAUCGCCGAUGCGGAGCUACAGCGCGCCAUCCAGCUGUCCCUAGAGGAAGUCGGCGCAGCGGGCGCGCGACGCCCGGGCUACGUCCCCGCGCAACCGUCCCAACCCUCGGGCUGGUCGGAACCGCCCAUCGUCGACCGCGCAAGCCGGCCCAGCGCAGCUUACGCAGACGACGACGACCCAGACCUGCGCGCUGCGAUCGAAGCAAGCCUGCGCGAGGCGAACGCACCCAAGCCGAGCGCCCCCAUCGCGAUGGAGAGCCCUAGUCAGCCGGUCUUCGAGGCCCGCGCUGGUCCAGGAUUCUCGCAGUCAUAUCCUAGCUCGUCACAUCUGUCCUCGGCGCCUUUGCCCCACAUACCCAAUUACGACCUGGAGCCGCUGGAGGAGGAUGCGAUAUUGACGUUCAGUCAGACGGUGGAAGCGGUGCAUGCGCAGGGCGGGCGGGAUAUGGCAAGGUAUCCAGCGGUGGGUGAGCUGUACAACAAAGCAGUCGGCCUGCGCCCAAAGUUGGCGAUGGGAUUAGAAGAUGCGGGGAGGAAGGAGGGUGAGUGCAGUCGUUGUUCUGCGAUUACCUGGAGGGUGAUAGGCUGAUGCGCGACGUACAGAAGUUU
Schizophyllum commune H4-8 is the source of this 1449-nucleotide messenger RNA. Its product is annotated as VHS-domain-containing protein. Gene Ontology annotation, molecular function: ubiquitin binding; metal ion binding; phosphatidylinositol binding. The record is from RefSeq and is a predicted model, not a curated record. The transcript has 5 exons. NCBI's taxonomy places the organism in Eukaryota, Fungi, Basidiomycota, Agaricomycetes, Agaricales, Schizophyllaceae. The coding region runs from base 80 to 1429 and encodes 449 amino acids.